AUGUUCAAGUUUAUUGAUAAUUUGGAGAGACACACAGCACGUAACAAAUGUGGUCAAGAAUACAAUCCUGCCUCUGUCGUCGAAUCCAUUGAAUCAAUCAAUCUAAACAUACAAAUUGAUCCUCCGUUUAACGAAUUUAAACCACCUUCCUCACUUGAACCGCGUUUAAGAAAUCAACCUCAAAGAUCAACUAGAGUUACACGGGGAAAUAACAAUCACAACACCGUUGAAAAGCAACACGUCAUCGAUCAUGCCCCUUCCUCACGCGAUAAAGUAUUCCAAUGCGAUUGUGGUAAACGAUAUGGCUACAGGGAAUCCAUCUACAAUCACAAAAAACAUGGUAAAUGCCCCGGCAAACCUUGGGGUGACGCUCUCAUCGUUUCUAUCCCCGCAAAUUCAUCCAAUUUUCAUCCAAACGAUACUCAAAAACGUCGUAAGCUGACAGAUCAUUCCUCUCAAGAUUCUGACUCGAAAUACUCUUCUUCUUCACCUGCUCCUGUCAUUCAACCAAAUAUACGUCAACCACUUACCCUUCCUUUAGAACAUCCCGAACAUCCCGAACAUCCAGAACAUCCAGAACAUCCAGAACAUCCAGAACAACAUCCAGACCAAGAGCAUACCAUCCAACAACCCGCCAACGAUUAUCUCCCUCUUCAAGAUUCCUCUCCCUCUUUCCCCAUCUUGCCCCCUUUAUCUGCCUUGGAAGAACGUAAACCUGAUGUCUCAUUGCUUGUCCAACAACCUUUAAUCGUACAUCCUCCUCAAACUACCAUUCAAUACCCAAAUCAGCCUCUUUACAAUAACAGCAAUAUGGCUCCCCCUUCUGUUCCCCCUCUCGGUUCUUCCCGUUCAACCCCAACUCCCGAUUCCCUCACUUCAAAAAGACCAAUGACAAGAGUUCGUCAGCCUGAACAUGAGAAAGCUUUCGCUUGUGAUUGUGGUAAACGUUUCGCUUACAAAACCUCUAUUUAUCAUCAUAAGAAUAGAGGUGGUUGUCCUGGUAGACCUUGGGUUACUUCUGAAGGUGGUCAUAGAAAUAGAGCAAAGACUGGUAAACACCUCUCCAUGUCAAGAGCGCACGAGCUUGCUCAAAAAAUGGGUGAAAUUGGCACUCUUAAUGUCGACUUUGAUAACGUUCCUGACCACUUGAAAGCAGAAUUUUACAAGAAUGAAUCUUUUGCCAAAUCAAAUAGCACAAAUAGGAGAAAAAGCUCACUUACAAACGCAUCAGACUCGAGUCCUAGUGGCGCUCCAAGUACAUCUCAAGACGAUAUAGUCUCUAGGCAGUCUGUUCGACAAAGACCGAAUAUUGGAUUGAGAAUUAGAGAAUGGAAAGAACCUCACCCGCGUCAAAUUGGUAGACCUACUUUAGCUAGACAGCAAUUCGAACAAGAGUUGCACUCUAACAAGCCUUCGUUAUCAAUUCAACACCCACCUGUAGUAACUCCACCAACAAACCAAAUUACAAAUCCUAUGUCUCAAUCACCAAGAUCUCAAGGUAUCCCUCAAUCAUCUCUACCUAUACAUCCGUCUUUACAAGUUGCUCAAUCAGCUCCAUCGUCUACAGGGAAUGUUGAUGGGCAGAGCAACGCAUUUGCAUCACCCCAGCAAGCUCUUGUUACCGAUGUACCGCUAAACAAACAAGAAGAUUGGAACGGUAUGAACAAUAUGAACAAUAUGGACAAUAUGAACAAUAUCACCAGACACACCUCAACGCCACCUUCGAAUAAACCAUCGUAUCCACCACAUUCGUUCAAUCGGAACAACUCUCAUCUCGCACCCUCUAAUAGUCACAGUCGUCCAUCUGUAGGCUCAGCAACAUCAUCUCACGCCUCAAUCGAGCAGGAUGACGGUGGUGAUAGUGACGCAUACGUUCUUGGUGAUGUUGAUGAUGAAGCCUGCGUGUCUAGGACGCGCUGGGGACCAGCUGGGGUAGAGUUAGCACAAGAAUUGGCAAGGCAGCGUUUUAGUUUACCUAAACCAGCAACUCCAACUCCGCAAAGACCUUACGUUUGCUUAGUGCCGGGUUGUUGCAGAUCUUACAAGAACAGCAACGGACUAGCGGCUCAUUUUUCAUCUGUAAGAGAGACAGGACAUGGCGAACUGGGACGCAAAUUGCGUGAUGAGGUUAAAGAGAAAGAUAGCAAUCCAGGCUAUGUCGGUAUAUUUGACUCUAUUUUGAGAGAGCAAGAUACUAUCAAAAAGGCUCAACCUGACGAUGAAGAAGAUGAAGCAAAUGAUUAG
Messenger RNA from Wallemia ichthyophaga EXF-994, 2244 nucleotides. RefSeq lists its product as uncharacterized. The record is from RefSeq and is a predicted model, not a curated record. The coding region runs from base 1 to 2244 and encodes 747 amino acids. NCBI's taxonomy places the organism in Eukaryota, Fungi, Basidiomycota, Wallemiomycetes, Wallemiales, Wallemiaceae. The transcript is spliced from 6 exons.